Molecule: messenger RNA, 3076 nt
Organism: Chenopodium quinoa (quinoa)
Lineage: Eukaryota; Viridiplantae; Streptophyta; Magnoliopsida; Caryophyllales; Amaranthaceae
Product: pentatricopeptide repeat-containing protein At4g18520, chloroplastic-like
Exons: 1
Coding region: 207-2087 (626 amino acids)
Biological process (GO): RNA modification
Cellular component (GO): intracellular membrane-bounded organelle
Molecular function (GO): protein binding; RNA binding
Source: RefSeq, a predicted model, not a curated record
UUUACCAACCCAACCAACCAUGCUACUUCAUUAACCAUAAACUGAACUCAUCGUUUCACAACUCAUAUAUGCAAAUUUCCAAUUAUACUACUCAUAGUAGUCAGUACUCACGAAGGAUAACAGAAUAACUACUACACUCUACACUCAGACCAACAGAAAACAAACUAAUAUUAGCGGGAACACCAACGUCCUGCAAAUUCAGUUCAAUGCUUUCUCUUUCUUCAACAUUCAUUCUACCAUUCCAUAAUUCUCUUCCCCAAAAUCUUCUCCUUUCAUCUAUUGGUUUCUCUCUGCAAUCAAAAUCUUCAAAACAUGCCAACUUCUGCAAAACGCAUAACUUGAUUCUUCAAAGAAAUCACCCAAAUUUUCGUUUAAAUUACAAAUCAUCGCAAAAUUCAGCUGAUUUAUUAGAAGUUAGCGAUGCCCAAAUCUCACAAGAGAACCCAAUUGUUGGAAUUUCGGUAUCGCGGGGUCAAGGGGUUAGACUUGAUCCAUUCUGGGUAGCUUCUUUGCUUCAAUCAUGCUCUAGAUUAAAAGAUGUAAAAUUGAUACAUGCUUUGAUUUUGAAGUGUUUGAAUGAUUCUGUUGUGUUUGUUAAUAACAAUUUGAUUAGUGUAUACUUGAGUUUUGGAAAGUUAGAAGAGGCUCGCAAGGUGUUCGAUGAAAUGCCUGAGAGAAGAAAUGUUAUUUCUUGGACCACAAUUCUUAAUGGGUAUUUGAAUUUUGGUUUAGAGGAUGAGGGUCUUAGUCUUUUUGGUGAAUUUGUGAAGUCGGGGAUUCAAGCGAAUGGGACAACUUUUGUGUGUGUGUUGAUUUUGUGUGGAAAGAGGUUGAAUUAUAAGUUAGGGAAACAGGUUCAUGCUUGUAUUAUAAAAGGUAGAUGGAGCAAUUUAAUAGUAGAUAGUGCUGUUAUGUACUUCUAUGCACAAUGUGGUGACUUUUCGAGUGCUUUUCGUGUCUUUGAAGGGAUGAAAGAGCGGGAUGUGGUUACUUGGACCACUAUGAUCACGUCUUGUUCUCAACAAGGCUAUGGUGAGAAGGCCUUCUCACUUUUCUCAGAAAUGCUUAUGCACGAAUAUAUACCCAAUGAACACACUAUAUGUAGCGUUUUGAAGGCGUGUGGAGAAGAGAAGGCACUGAAAUUCGGGAGACAGUUGCAUGGCAUAGCAGUUAAGAAACUUAUAAACAAUGAUGUUUAUAUUGGCACUUCACUCCUGGAUAUGUAUGCAAGAUGUGGAGAAAUUGAGGAUUCUAGAAAAGUGUUUGAUGGGAUGAAAAGGCGAAAUAUGGUUACAUGGACUUCUAUCAUUGCUGGGUAUGCUAGGAAUGGGCUUGGGUAUGAGGCGUUGAAACUUUUCCAUGUGAUGAAACGAAGAAAAGUAGCAGCAAAUAAUUUGACAUUUGUAAGUAUACUCCGAGCCUGUGGUUCUAUUGGUGCUCUGGUAACUGGGAAGGAAAUUCAUGCACAAUUACUGAAGAAUUCAUCACAGAACAACAUUUACAUAGGGAGCACUCUUGUGUGGCUUUAUUGCAAAUGUGGUGAAUAUGGUCUUGCUUCACAGGUUCUCCAACAUAUGCCCCUUCGAGAUGUUGUCUCAUGGACCGCCAUGAUCUCUGGUUGUACUCAACUAGGAUAUGAGUUUGAGGCUUUCGAAUUUUUGAAAGAAAUGCUCAGUGAAGGAGUGAAACCAAACCCGUUUACAUACUCCUCUGUUCUGAAGGCUUGCGCAAGCCUAGAAGCAGUUAAGCAUGGAAAACUAAUACACUCGUCUUUGAAUAAAUCCCCUACGAUCUCAGACAAUAUAUUCGUGGGGAGCUCCCUGAUUAAUAUGUAUGCUAAAUGUGGAUGUAUUUCAGAUGCAUUACAAGUCUUCAACAGUAUGAAAGAAAAAAACUUGGUUUCUUGGAGAUCUAUGAUAGUGGGAUAUGCAAUGAAUGGGUACUGCCGCGAAGCUCUGCAGCUCAUGUACCAGAUGCAAGAGGAAGGUCUUCAAGUGGAUGAUUACACUGUCACAACUGUUCUUAGUGCGUGUGGAGGUGUGGAAUGGAAUACAGAAUCUCUUACUGAUGAACUGCAACUGAGUUGAUCCUGAUUCUAUUGACUAACUGUACAUAUGUUUGUGGAUGAAUUAGUUGUAUCAUGUAAAUCCAUAAACAAAGCAAUUACAAAAAGUUGAAUCCAAAGGUAUGUGUAACUUUAAUUAUAUCUAAACUAGUCUCAAUUAACUAUAUACGUCUUAAAAAACGAAAAAGUUCUUGUUCCUUCUUGAUCAUACAUGAUUACUAGAUGCUAUUAAUUACUACAUGAGGAGAUAAGGUUUUAGUUUUGUAGUAAAAUUGGAGAAACAAAACAGAAAAACCAGGAAAAUUUGAAGCAUGGAAAACAAGGGACUCACAAUCUUGGAUUCCUGGCAUUCACCACCAGUGCCUGAGUUUUACUUGAACUGUUCUUUUGGGAUUUAAAUUUAAGCACUUGACAAAGAAUUGUUAUUAAAUUAGAAUUAAAAACCAAGAACAAAUUUCCGUUUUUUAUUUUAUUUUAUUUUAUUUUAAUUAUUAAACUUGCAAAAUUCCUAACUAGUUUUGUACAAUAUUUGGUUCAAAAACCUUAAACCUUCUUAAAUCCGGCUUAUACACUUUGAAUAAUCUAUAUUAGUUAAUUUUGUCCUUGUAUAUACUGUGUGAAUCCUUGAUCCGCCUGAGUUUGAUCCGCACUUGAGGUUGGCACAGCCCCAAGGCCGCUGGAUAGUGUAGUUCUUGGUAGAAGGUAGCGUUGAUUGGGAUGUCCUUAUUAAGUUGAAAGACAGCGGUUCCAAUGGGCUCUUUAAGUAUAAACCACGACAUAGAAUAGAUUUCUACGGUGAACUUACUACACUCUGGGUCAGAUAGUUCGUCGUUGCCGAUAAAAAAGAUUAAUACGUAGUUCCCAUUUGCAUUCUUGUCAAGACGUUCAAUGCAACUCCAAAUCCAACCCCGUUCAAUCCAGCCUGCUAUCAAGGUUGCUUUCCCAUGGCUCAGCUUCCCGGCCCGGGGUUCUGCGCUCAACUCUAACAUCCACCACGUCCCUUCUCUCUCA